Molecule: messenger RNA, 1134 nt
Organism: Cheilinus undulatus (humphead wrasse)
Lineage: Eukaryota; Metazoa; Chordata; Actinopteri; Labriformes; Labridae
Gene: acot8
Product: acyl-CoA thioesterase 8
Exons: 6
Coding region: 30-1013 (327 amino acids)
Biological process (GO): acyl-CoA metabolic process; fatty acid catabolic process
Cellular component (GO): peroxisomal matrix
Molecular function (GO): fatty acyl-CoA hydrolase activity
Source: RefSeq, a predicted model, not a curated record
GGAAAUUCAUUCGAAGAAGCUGGUGAAACAUGGCAGAGAAGGAAGAAGAUACAUCUGUAUCGCGAACGUCUAAUAAAGAUGAAACCACGGAAAACUCUGCUGCUCAGUUUACCCAGGACUUGAAAAGUGUCUUGGUCACCAGCGUUUUAAACCUGGAAAAGCUGGAUGUAGACCUGUACAGAGGGACACACCACUGGGUGCCUCAGAGUCAGCGUUUGUUUGGGGGUCAGAUAGUUGGCCAGGCUCUUGUAGCUGCAGCCAAAUCUGUGAGCGAUAAUCUCUUUGCCCAUUCUCUCCACUGCUACUUUGUACGAGCAGGGGACCCUAAGGUGCCUGUACUGUACCAAGUGGAGCGCACAAGAGAUGGCCGCAGUUUUACAGUACGCUCUGUGAAGGCCAUCCAGCAUGGACAGCCUAUACUCAUCUGCCAAGCCUCUUUCCACAUGCUGCAGCCCAGUCCCCUGCAGCAUCAGUUCACCAUGCCAACGGUUCCCCAGCCUGAAGACCUCCUCACUGUAGAGGAGCUUAUUCAUCUUUAUCUCAGCAAACCGGACCUGGCAGAAAAUGCCAAACAAGGCCUUAACAAACUGCUGGCUAAUGAAGUCCCCAUUGAGAUAAAGCCGGUAAACCCACCACAGUUCUACAGGCUUUCUGCAGCUGAGCCAAAAAAGCUGUUCUGGGUGCGAGCACGAGGACAUAUAGGUGAAGGCAACAUGAAGCUGCAUUGCUGCGUUGCUGCUUAUGUAUCAGACUUUGCGUUCCUGGGAACUGCCCUUCUGCCUUAUCCCAACUACAGGGCCAAAUUCUCUGCUUCUCUGGACCAUGCCAUGUGGUUCCACAGCACUUUCCGCAGUGAUGAGUGGAUGUUGUAUGAGUGUGAGAGCCCAUGGGCAGGAGGCAGCCGAGGGCUGGUUCAAGGCCGACUGUGGAGGAGAGAUGGGGUGCUGGCUGCCUCAUGUUCACAGGAAGGUGUCCUGAGAGUGAAACCAGUUUCAGAACCCAGCAAAUUAUAAGCACAUUCCAGAUUAUAUAUUUUUUGUAAAAUUUAUUUGCAAUGCUAGAAAUGUUAUUGAUUCAUACAAUUAAUAAUUUAAGAAAAGAUUUAUGAUUGCUUAUUAAAAAUAUAUGGACUUA